GAAGCGGAAAAGGAGGAGCCUUUAUAUUGCUUCUGUCAACAGGUGUCCUAUGGCGAAAUGGUCGCUUGCGAUGGAGAGAAUUGUCCUUACGAAUGGUUUCAUAUGGAAUGUGUGGGGCUGGAUGCUCCACCGAAGGGUGCUUGGUAUUGCCAAGCCUGUUCCACCGAA
Messenger RNA from Mycotypha africana, 168 nucleotides. RefSeq lists its product as uncharacterized. Gene Ontology annotation, biological process: regulation of DNA-templated transcription. Gene Ontology annotation, cellular component: Rpd3L complex; Rpd3L-Expanded complex; nucleus. The transcript has a single exon. The record is from RefSeq and is a predicted model, not a curated record. NCBI's taxonomy places the organism in Eukaryota, Fungi, Mucoromycota, Mucoromycetes, Mucorales, Mycotyphaceae. The annotation marks the transcript as partial.